AUGUCUGACAUCAAGGAUGACAUUGAUUCAGUUGAAAUGGCUAUAGACACUAAUGACUUGUCAAAACUCUUUGGAGUCAGAUCAAAUGCACAAAGAUACAGAAAUCUUCCACAAAAAAAUAUGCUAUCUUUACCAAAAUUCAUUCCAGGAAAAAUCCAAGGAGAAGAACUGAAUAAAAUGUUUGGAACGGUAUCAUCAAGUUCUUUAACCUCAGAUAAACAUGGCUACAGCAUGAAGACAACACAGAAAUCACCAGAAGCUGAAUCCUCUCCUCCAGUCAAACAGCUGCUCGAUGAACCAGAGACUGUAACCUACAUAGACACUGGAUAUACACUGCUUUCCAGUGUGGCCUGUCUGAGUGAUAAAGAAAUCUGGACAGUAGGAGAUGGCAACACCAUGAAACUCUACAGCAUCAAUCAGGGAUCACUUCUCAAAUCAAUCAGAACAAAGUCAGGGCUCAUACCAUGGGACAUAGCAGUGACAAAAAGUGGAGAUCUAGUUUAUACUGAUUACUACAAGGAUAGAACUGUGAAUAUUUUGAAGAGUUAG
Messenger RNA from Saccostrea cuccullata (small rock oyster), 549 nucleotides. RefSeq lists its product as uncharacterized. Bases 1 to 549 code for a protein of 182 amino acids. The record is from RefSeq and is a predicted model, not a curated record. NCBI's taxonomy places the organism in Eukaryota, Metazoa, Mollusca, Bivalvia, Ostreida, Ostreidae. The transcript has a single exon.